Messenger RNA from Lytechinus pictus (painted urchin), 6077 nucleotides. RefSeq names its product major antigen-like. The record is from RefSeq and is a predicted model, not a curated record. Lineage: Eukaryota; Metazoa; Echinodermata; Echinoidea; Temnopleuroida; Toxopneustidae. Bases 216 to 1970 code for a protein of 584 amino acids. The transcript is spliced from 14 exons.
AUAGGUAAAUGUUCCGUGUAUCCCAUAGCGACGUGCAUCGCUGUCAGGCGCGUGCAACUCGGAGAAAAGAGAAGAACCGGCGACGUAAAUAAAAAUAACUGAACUAAUAUUGUUACUCCUGUAAUCCUUCAAGACUUAUGAUUUUCGAGACGAGAUUAUAAUCAAGUAAAGAAUCAGAUUAUACACCGGAGGAAGAAAGGCCAUAGACCAUCAUCAUGUUGAAACAAGACAUGCCAAGUGGGAAGGUCCUGCUGAGCUUUGAGUCUAGUCCGAGGAGCAAGUCUCGCUACCAGACCCUGGCAGUGAAGACGGAAGAGCCAGAACCAGAGGAAGCCAAAGAAUAUGCCUCAUUCUUGAAAGCUCAAGAGAGAAAAUGUGGUCCCGAUGGCUACCUAGACUCCAACAAGUACACCCAUUCCUUCCAGGUCCGUGGGAAGGUCCUGGACUCAAAGGGUAGUAAGCCCAAGAAGGAUGGGACAAUGUCACCAGUACCGGCCAAGUCUGCCCCACCCAGCCUUGGGGCACAGAACUUUGGGGAUUUGACGGGGCCCAAGAGGUCGGAGACCGUGGUCGAUGUGAUGCAGAAGGUAGCGGUGGAUGAGAGGGAACAUGGGAGGAGGAUGAAGAUCAUUGAGGACCAUAUGUGGCAGCACAGACAGGAAGAAAGAGAUCUCAAGCGAGCAGAGGGAGACCUGAUGAAGAAUCAGGCCUCACUAAAAAGGACCAUGAGGGACUAUGAAAUAGCAAUCACUAGAAAGAAAAAAUCAGAAGACCAGAAGAUGCUGGAUAAUAAACAAAAAGAGUUUUUCAUCACGAGGGAUUAUGUUCAUCAAAAGGAAGUGCAAACCAAGAAGAAUAUAGAAAAGGCUGUGGCGAAACAGCAACAACUCAAAGAUGAGGAUCGAAAGGUGCUCCUAUCAAUCGGAGACCUUGAGAGGAAAUACCGUGCCAAGAUGGACGAGAUCGAGCUCCGUCGUGUCGAGGUUCAGAAACUCAGCGAAGAAUUCACCAAGAGGAUGGUCUUGAAGGAGGAGGAGACCCAUCGUCUCAACAAAGAACUCACCGACCUCGCUCUCAACAUUAAUAUGGAGAUUAAAAAGAGUCAGACUGUGGUCAAGGAUACGAGAGAUGACGUUCUGGCUGAGGGAAAUGAUAAAUGGAGGCAGACAAAUGAGACAGAAAGGAGAUAUGAACAAAAGCUGAAGAAAACAAAAGACAAGGCAGACUCAUUUGAAAACAACAAGAGGAAACUCAGCUUAGAUAUCACGCUAGCACGGACAGGGAUGGAGGAGAAGAUUCGUGAUGAGGGUAGAGCGCUUCUGGAUACCAGGAAUCAACUCGGAGAUAACCGAUUCACUCAGAAGAAACUUCAAGAGGAAGCUCUAAAUACCAAGCUAGACCUGACCAAUAAGAAGAUAGAACGAAGAUUACAGCUUCACAAUGCGAGGAGAGAAAAGAGACUACAGAAUAUCAGUGCUGAUAAGAAAGGAAUGCAUGAGGCGUCGGUGGCUAAAUGGGCUGAGAGAUACAGCAAGAAAUAUUAUGAUGCUUCCAGGAGGGAGAACGAAGAUGCUAUGAAACAUGCUCAGAGGACAGUAGCUAAGCUGGAAGAGAUAGAGCACAACAUCUCAAACCGCGUCAGAGACUCAGAACUCUCCAGGAAGCAGCAAGAGCAGCAGGUCAAGCGUCUUGGCAGCAAGCUGGCUGAGAUGAAGAGACAGCACCAGAUGCUCAUCAAACAACAGAUGAUUGAUUGUGCAAACAAAGAGAGAGAUCUGGAACAGAAGAUGAUGAGGCAGCAGUCGGAACUAGCAAAGGCUCAUGCGAAUCGUGAAGAAGGGUACCUUACACUCCAGAAGCACAGACUGUCUAUGCAAGAGGAUAUUAAUAUACUCAGUGAAACAGCAAGGGAACAUCAAAGACUGAUGAGGAUAGGACAGAAAACUGACCUGAUGAGCAGCGUACCUUGAUCAUCUCUUGGAACAGUUUCAUAUGCUAUGCUAUCAAUCUUUACUAUUUCAUAGUGCAAUGGUCAUAUACAGUUUCCACUGGCAUAUUGAGCACUUUCAGAAUGUCUCUUGGAGCAGUUUCAUCUGCUAUCGAUCCUCGGCUCAGAGUGCAGUGGCCACAUAAAGUUUCCUAUGUUAGUUUUUAGCACUUCAGCAUUUCUCAGACCAGGUCCAUGUGCUAUUAGUCUUCUUCGCUUCAUAGUGCAAUGGCUGUGUUCAGUUUCCAAUGGCAUUUUGAGCGCACGGUACGUAUUGGCGAUUCCUUGACUCUGUAGAGUACAUUGGCAAAGGCCAUGCUACACAUUCAUCGUUGUCAGUUCUACGGUAUAUUGUACGCAGAGAUGUUACUGGCAAAUUUGGCGUAGUUGGUAAAGUCGGCCGUUAAGUUGGACAUCCCCAUGGAAAAUGGGGGGAAAAAGCAAUCUAAGUUGCAUUUACAGAAUUUUGGGUUUCCUGGUUGAGGAAUGUGUACAUAAUAUAAGUUCUUCAUCAAUCUUAAAAUCUAUUGUGAAAACGAUUUCAUUUGCAGGAACACCCAUAUUUCCUAUUUACUACUGCUAAUGAAGCACAAAGCUUCGUGGUACAGGGUCCUUGAAACGUUCAUAAAUCUAAUUAUAGGUGGUUUGAUAGUAUGAUAAUCCCUUAUGUACCGCUAUGCUACAUGACUGAGUUUAAUGAUACAAUGUAUUUCACGCUUUAAUCUCAUAUGCCUAUGUAUUUUUGGGUGGAAUAGGAAAUGAUCAUGCAAUAUUGUGGGUUUAUAUGAUAUACAUGUAAACAGCAUAUUAAACUCUUGAUUUAUUUUUGUUUCAUUUUUAGCUUGAUUUAUUAAGAGUUUUUAAAAUCUCAAACAGACUUCUGAUUUUGAUAUCAAUAUAUGAGUAAUUGAUUGAACUUCACCUUGAAAUUGCACUUUUGAUUAUCAUGCUUUUGCUUCUGAAAUGUUAGUCAUUCCAGAAAUAUCUAAACUUAUGAUUUUCAUGAGAGGAAUAUGCUGCACCUAUAAUUUCCUACCUUGAUUUAAUUCACUUUGAAUCAUGAUGAACAGAUUUUCUACUUUAGAUGAUUUCAUGAUAACUAGGUAGGAGGUAGAAUAUGAGACAAUUGAUGUAUUUUUUCUAAAUUAUAAUUAUACUCAUUGAGGAAGAAUGCUAGAAAUUUACUUUGUAGGUGUAUUCUUAUACAGAUAGAAUUUUUAUCAUUCCAGUGAUGGAUGUGAAUAUAAUUAUUGUUAAGUAUAUACAGUAAUAAUAAAUAUCAUCUAGUAUGCAUAUGAUGUAUGCACCUGAGUUAAUCAUAUGAUCUUUCAGAACUUGGGUUGAAUGAAUAUCUUUAUUAUUGGAUCACAUUUAGUCUGACUUGGGCACAUUAUGAUUAAGUUUUAAAUAUGUUUCAUGAUUUUCUAACCAUCUUUGGUGUGAUAUAUGCUUUCUGUAUCAUGAUCAAAAGUACAAUUGAACAGAUACUGCAUCUGUAAAAAUGAAUGUCAUAAUAUGAAUGAAAUCAAUUUGUAUUCAUUUGUCCAUUCUCCAGUUCUCUAAUUACAAACUGCAUUAAUAUAUAUAAACAUGCAUAUUCCUUUACAUUUAUCAGAAAAUUAAUAGCAAUGUAACUUAUACUGAGUCAGUAUAUGUGCAUGCUGGUAUUAAAUGAAAUCAAUUUGUCAUCGUAUGUACACUAUCUAAUCAUUCUCUUCUUACAAAUUGAAAUAAAUGUAUACCUUUAAGUAUUACCUUCACAUUCCUUAUUAUCUAUGCAAAUUUAUAUGUCCAUAACCAUAAACACUAAUUGUUUAAAAUCAAGAUUAGUUAACAUUUAUAUAUUCCACACUUUUUAAACGACCAUUGUAUACAGAUGGUAUCUCACUUUACUGUAAAUGCAAUAUUAUAUGACAAGUUUAAUAUCCAUUAGUGCCUUCUGUUUUAGUUUGCCAGAAAUAUCAAAUUGCCACCAUUAGUAUCGGUUUAGUUUAUGAGGAAAAUGGUAGAAACGUGAUGGUGAUUUAAUUUUCAUUGGCAUUUUUAGCAAAGUGCAAUCCGUGAAUUUACUGACAUCCUUUAUGGAGGGUUUUAGGAUUAAGUUUGAAGAGUAUGAAUUCAUGCACUUCUUGAAUGCUAAUUAUUAUCAGAAGUUGACAUGAUUCAAAAGUUCACCUCUAGAGCACGUUGAGUAAGAUGAAUAGAACAAAAUGAAGACUUUGAUUUUAAAUAAGGAAGUUAAUUACAUUUUGCGAUUUUGUUUAAUUUCACAAGACCAUUGUGCACAAAUGUUUGAUAUAUAAAAACAGAGAGUCAAUGAAGUCACACAUGCACUGUUCAUUAUAUUUUUUUUAAGUUGUAGUAAGAUUAAACAAAAUUUUCAACAUCGCUACUUUCUUAUUUUCACCUCUGUGAUUUAAAAAGUACAAUGUUUAUGCUUAUUUGAUUUUUCUUUUAAUCAAUUUUUGUAUUAGGUUGACCUGGCCUCCGUGCCAGUUGUACCAUAACUUAAUCAUGAUUUUAAAAAGAAAAAUCUUUGAAAUUUUUUUUAAAAAAAAACCCUAGUACAAAUAUCAUUUUAUAUUUACAUGCAUACUCAAAGUUAUCCACUUCCAACUUCUACCUUCGGGUGUCAUGGUUGCUAUUCAAAUUCAAAUUUCUUGCACAAGUUUUGAAAUGGUUGCCUUAACAAUUGCUAUUUUUUUUAUAUCAUCAUAAAUUUAGUAUUAAAGUAAUCUAUGUUUUUGAAAGUUGUAUACCUUACUUGUAUAUCUAUGCAAAGUUUGAUAUCCUAAAUUCUAACUUGUUUAAAAACUGAUAUUUCCUCCUCGUGAAUCAGAGAGUAACAUUCCAUGAUGCUUUGUGUCUGUGAGUUUCACUGACAAAUUUGCUCUGAGCCAAUUACAUUCAGGGUUUUGAGUAGCUUAUAAGAGUUGCCAAUCGAAAAUAUAAAUAAAUUGUUUCAUGACAUUUUUUCCCAGAUUCUACAUACACUUACCAUUCAUUGAGAUAAAUUGACUUUUCCAUUUCUUCCAAAAUCGUCAUUGCAAUCUUGAUUUAUUUACAUUUUUCCUAACAGUAAUGAACAAUCAUUACACUGAGUUCACUUCUGUGAUUUUGUGUCCUCAAGUAAUCAUAGUGAUAUGUGUCAAUUUGAACAAAGAUGGAUUCCUUUACCUCUUUAUUUUGUGCUACAUUACAUUUAAAUAUAUGACACUGCACUGAUGAAUUAAAGACCACCAUCUUUUGUUUUAAUUGGAAAGAUGGUGCUGGAUUUGGACCCAUAGGCCUGUAUUCUGAGGUCGAGUGUAACUUAGGCUAUGGGAAGCCGAUAAUAUCUGGGCCCAUUGCAUAAAGGUUGUUAUUAUAGUAAUUUUGCCAUCCAAUGGUAUCUUUCAUGGAAUCCUUGAUUUUGAUUGGCUGUUAAGCUCUGUUACCAUGGUAGUUACCAUUGGAUGACGAAAUUACCAUAAUAGUAACUUUUCUACAACAGGAUCCUGAAUUAUGUUUACAUUGUACGUUUCUUUUCUUUGUGUUCCUUUCACAUGUUUUAAUGGUGGAGAAAUAUAUUUUAGUUACUGUUCCCAGAUAGUUAUGAAUGAUUUGAAUAUUAAAUGAGAUGAUAUAUUGCACCUAUAUUGAUAGACCUAUGUCUCAAUGGGCUAUCCAUAGUUAAACAACAACUUUAAAACAAGAGUUUAAAUAGAACUUGAGUUCAAAGAGUGCAAAAUAUUUGUAUCAUGGUUAAAAUUACCGGCUUUCACUCUUCACUUCUCACAAGUAAAUGAACUGUAUAUCACUAUUGUAAAAGUUUUUAGACUAAACUAGCUAUUUGCACAAUGUUGAAACUUGUUGCCAAUGAGCUUUUCUUGAAUAUAUAUUUCUUGAUUUUUUAAAUGUUUUUUUUUCUUAUUGGGCACAUAUUGGUACUUAUAUCUCAACAGCAUUAUGAUGUUUUUUGCCAUUUCAAUCAUGGUUUUAUUUUCAAUAUUGUAUAUACUCAUUUCUAUCAAUGAAGGCUGAAUUAUGAAUGAAAUAUAAUAUGAAGGCCUUGCCUUGGCUGUCAAAAUAGAAAUUGCCUUAAGAUGUG